Messenger RNA from Nicotiana attenuata, 1888 nucleotides. RefSeq lists its product as uncharacterized. Gene Ontology annotation, molecular function: glycosyltransferase activity. Gene Ontology annotation, cellular component: membrane. Bases 224 to 1297 code for a protein of 357 amino acids. The transcript is spliced from 2 exons. The record is from RefSeq and is a predicted model, not a curated record. Lineage: Eukaryota; Viridiplantae; Streptophyta; Magnoliopsida; Solanales; Solanaceae.
GACCGACAAAAAAAGGGUCCUAUUCUACGCAUCACCUAACCCCCUCGCAACUACUCCAUUCACAACCAAUUUCACCGUUCAUCUGCUCCUUAGUUUCUCUCUCUCUUCUCAAUCGUCACUUCCACUCUUCUUCUAUCCCUCAAACCCUAAUCUCAAACCUCACUUCUACUCUUCAAUGGAAUUUUCACUCUAAAUUUUGUCCAGUUGCUCAUUUUUCCCAACAAUGUUGAAUUUAUACAUCCUUAUCCCGUCUCUUACACUUCUCAUCUCUAUCCCAAUUAUCUUUCUCUUAGCCCCAACUAUCCUCCCUCCCCACCAACUACCCAUUUCUCCCUCCGACGAACUCGACGAUCUUUCCCUUUUUCAUAAAGCCAUCGCCGCUGAUUCCACUUUCCUUAAAAAGCCCUCUCAUAAACGCCCCUCCAACAAAUUCCGUCUAGGUUCCGCCUCCAUCCGCCGCCCCAAAAUCGCCUUUAUGUUCCUAACAAAUUCCGAUUUACACUUCGAAUCCUUAUGGCACAAAUUCUUCAAUGCUUCCGAUCCGCAUCUGUAUAAUAUCUACAUACACGCUGACCCUACAGUGAAAAUCACACCUCCAACGGGUGUUUUUACUGACAGAUUUAUACAUUCGAAGAGAACUCAACGCUCAUCGCCGACGCUCAUUUCCGCCACGCGCCGCCUUCUUGCUCACGCGCUGCUCGAUGACCCAGAUAAUGCUUAUUUUGCUCUAAUUUCACAGCAUUGUAUCCCUUUACACUCUUUUAAUUACUUUUACAACUUUCUAUUGGAUACCCAAAAAUUAUCCCAAAAAAUGGAGUACCCUAGUUAUAUAGAGAUCCUUAAUGAAUCUACUUCGCUAUUGGAUAGAUAUAAUGCUAGAGGGGAAAAUGUGAUGGAACCAGAAGUAAGCUUUGAUGAAUUCCGGGUCGGGUCACAGUUUUUUGUGAUUACAAGAAAGCAUUCUUUAAUGGUGAUUAAGGAUGUUAAAUUUUGGAGGAAAUUCAAGAAGACUUGUGUAAAAAUCGAGUCUUGUUAUCCAGAGGAGCAUUAUUUUCCUACGUUGUUAUCAAUGGAGGAUCCAAAUGGGUGUACGAAAUAUACAUUGACUCGGGUGAAUUGGACCGACUCGGUUGAUGGGCAUCCACAUACUUAUCAUCCGGUUGAGGUUUCGCCCGAGCUGAUUUAUAAGCUCAGGGAGUCAAAUUCGACAUAUUCCUAUAUGUUUGCCAGGAAGUUCUCGUCCGAUUGCUUGAAACCCUUGAUGGAAAUGGCGGAUUCUGUCAUUUUUAAGGACUGAAUUUGUGUUCUUCAUGCUGAUGAUGAAGAGGAGAAAUCUAAUGCAAAUUGUGAUGUGAAGAUAAAGGAUGCAACUUGGAGUACCACGUGGGAACGAGGUCUUGAAGGGUUUGUCAAAAAGAAUGCCCUCAACCUAAAGUAACCCCAAAAGGACUCCAACUCAAAGCUUUGAAAGAGCUUUCAAAGAAAGCAAGUAAUAAUACUGUCGAGGUGUAAUUUGGUAAAGUUCUUUUUUCUGUUAGGUAUAUGGUUUCCCACUGCCCGACUUCGCGCCUGAUAGAUUUACUGAGAUGGAUAAAGCGAGCUCCCUAUCAAGAGAUCUUUUAUUCCCUGGUAAAAUUUCUAGUUGUAGCUCGUGGGAUUUGAGGGAGGGGAUACGUAUGUGCUCUCCCCUGUGUGUGGUGUGUUCCUCUUGUACAUAGAUGCAAAUAAUAUUUGGAUGAAUUAUGUGAGGAUGAUUGGAGGGUUGUUUGUGAAUGUUGUAUUAUGGAUUUAGCCAUAAGCAAAUCAAGAAAGGGCUAAAUCUAAGUUGCUUUCCACUUGUGAGAAUGAGCACUGGGUCAUAAUUCCAGUUUCCCCCUAUUUUCGCUUC